ACCGUACACAUCUACUUUCUGGGCUCACUCGCUCACUUGACAUGUUCAUCGAAACUUCCAGUAGAUGCUCCGCUAAUUUGCUUGCGGUCGUCUGGGAAGUGGGAGCAGAACACCCGGAAAAGGACGCUCUUUUCCGGCGUCUAAGACAGCACAACAGCCGGUGGAAGAAUAUGUCUCCGUGUAAAUAGAGGCGACGCGGAGGUCGAGGAUGGCGGCAGACGUGGACAACACGAUCCGCAACGAGGUGCGCUAUGAUGGGCAAAACAGACUGCAGCGUCGGUGCUCUGGAUCCUGGAGGUCCACACGGAUGUGUACUCUGCUCCUGGUUCUUGCAGUCCCCCUUCUGGCUUGGGGGAUCAAGUAUUAUCAAGAUGCACAGCUCCUGAAGCGACAUGAGGAGAGCGUUCGAACUCUGGGUCCUGAGGGACUUUUUCUUUUCUCCUCCUUGGACGCCAACCAUGAUCUCUAUCUCAGCCCAGAGGAGUUUAAACCAAUUGUGGAGAAACUCACAGGAAUUAUUCCUCCGGGCGACAUUGAGGAGGACGUGAUUGAAGACCCUAAUGGAGAGACGUUAACAUUAGAGGCUCAAAUGAAGCCUCUGCUUCUGGACUCUAUGACAAAAAGCAAGGAUGGCUUCCUCGGGGUUUCUCACAGCUGCCUGAGUGGUCUGCGCUCAUGGAAGAGUCCAACCGUCCCUUAUUCAUCCUUCUUCGCCAGCCAGUUCAGGGUCUUUCUCCCCCCUAAAGGCAAGAUGGAGGUUGGAGACACAUGGUGGGUGAUCCCCAGUGAGCUUAACAUCUUUACUGGGUACCUGCCCAACAAUCGCUACCACCCUCCCACACCAAAGGGCAAAGAGGUUCUCAUCCACUCGCUGCUGAGUAUGUUUCACCCUCGACCAUUCAUCAAGUCCCGCUUUGCACCUCAGGGCACUGUUGCAUGCAUACGUGCCAGCAACGACUUUUAUUAUGACAUUGUAUUCAGGAUUCACGCAGAGUUCCAGCUCAAUGACGUGCCAAACUUUCCCUUUUGGUUCACGCCGGGCCAAUUCACCGGCAACGUCGUGAUCGCUAAGGACGCUUCUCACGUGCGACAUUUCCACCUUUACGUCCCGAGUGACAGGUCUCUAAAUGUAGACAUGGAGUGGCUAUACGGUGCCAGUGAGAGCAGCAACAUGGAGGUGGACAUUGGGUACCUACCGCAGCUGGAGCUGCAGUCCUCUGGCCCAUCCACCCCCUCCGUCAUCGUGGACGAGGAGGGUAACGUCAUCGACAGCCGAGGCGGCGACACCGAACCUAUCCAGUUUGUUUUUGAGGACAUCAACUGGACAACAGAGAUCAAUCGUCAAGAAACCACCCGCCGCCUGGAGCUCACCCUUUACCCCUUCAAGAAGGUGUCCUACUUGCCUUUUUCUGAGGCCUUCCAGCAAGCCGAGGCAGAGAAAAAGCUGGUGCAUUCCAUUCUGCUUUGGGGAGCAUUAGAUGACCAGUCCUGCUGAGGUUCCGGGCGAACUCUCCGGGAGACUGUUCUGGAAAGUUCGCCCGUGCUGGCUCUGCUGAACCAGAGUUUUGUGAGCAGCUGGUCUCUGGUCAGAGAGCUGGAGAACAUGCAGGAUGAUGAGCAUAGCCCCACACUGAGUGAAAGGGCUCGCCUGCACCUUGAGAAGUACACGUUCCCUGUGGAGAUGAUGGUCGCACUGCCGAAUGGAACCAUAGUCCAUCACAUUAAUGCUAAUUUCUUCCUGGACCAGACGGCCAUGAAGCCUGAACAGGAGGGGGAGGGAAACACUUUCAGCUUCUCUGCAGGGUUUGAAGAUCCCUCCACCUCCACUUACAUCAGCUUCCUGAAGGAGGGACUGGAGAGGGCCAAGCAGUAUAUGGCACAGUAGAGUGUACGUGCGGUCAUUCCUGUGAUAAUUGAACUGAGUAGAAUCCCCCAAAAUGUAAGCAGUGACACAUUGAGCGCUGCUAUUAUUAUAAAAGCACACAGAAACGAGGAGCGUUGACCUUUUGCGCACCAUGUUUGCUAAUGUGUCACCCAGUGGCGGCGUAGCCUCCCUCCUAGGCGUUUCUCAGCCGUUUGUGACGGUUCUGCCUGAAAGCUCUUCUCGGGGCGGGUAGCGCCUGAUGAUUGCCGCUGACGAGGCGUCCUGGAGGAAAUGUCUAAGUCCAAGUUAAGUCCAACCUCUGGGGGACAGAAACAGCAGGAAAUGUCUUUUUAAUCAGUUGGCGGCGCACAAAGUUAAACAUCGACCGCGAAUCGAGUUAAUUAGAGGAAAUUCACUACGCCAAAGAAUACUUCCUACAAUUUGUAACUCAUUUUGACUGCAGAGCGCAACAAGUUGCCUGCUUCAAGAAGCAAACAUGUAGCUGUUAAUUACACAGAAGUUAUUGCUCUUUUUCUCCCGGUCACAAAAAACUGCAAUCUGUGACUGCUUUAAAUUGGAUAAUUUGACACGAAACACUGUGAUUCUGUAUUUUUUCAUUGUACAGGACACAAUAAAUCAGUUUUUUUUACACGCCAAUAACAUGUGAAGUAGCACUGUUUAGUGUAAUCCUAUCACACAGAGCGAAUAUUAAGUUUAGCUGAGAGAUCUAAAAAUAUAUAUUUUUGUGCUUGUAGUCAUUUUGGAGGAACAUUUUGGGUGUAUUUUCUCUUUAAAAUGCAGAAUCUGUAUAUGUAGGAGUUAAUACACACUAUUUUACUCUUAACAGCAUUUGAAAAUAAAAAUGAAGACAAAAUAGCAGCUAUGUAUGGCAGAGAUGAUUAUCCAGUGAUAGGCUUUAUUGUAUGCACAUCUAUUAAUGGCAAGCAUUAGGAUACAUGAUAAUACAUGAGUAUUAUUAUGUAUGCUGAAUAAGAUUCUGUCCGUGAGUGUUUACUAACCUCCUAUGGGACUGGGGAUGCAGGUCUGUUCACAUGAUAAAUAAAUGACUGAUUCACAAAUGAAAGCCAAGUGCAAAAGUCUCUGGUGCUGACAGGAAACAAAUCACCCAUUAAAACUUCUCUUCAGGCAGCGAGCGCUCCAAAGUCCAAACUCGUCCCCAAACCGGUACCGUGUGUCAUCACGGCCAUGCUUGAUUGGUUUCAACGCCGCCCAGACUCUCUCAGCUGAACGUCCACACUUCCAGCUCCAUGAUCCGGAAGUCGUCGGUUCCAGAGAGCGAACAGUUGUUGAAGGUGUAACAGGGGCUGCUGCGGCCCAGAUACAGAUUCUCAUCCACCCACAGACCAAAGUGACCACUGUGGAGAAAGAUUAGAAUUAGAACGUGCAACUAUUUCAUUCAAUCUAAUGAGAUCUAGUACAAGAGCUGUAUCCUAAAUUAAUAGUAACAACAAUAUAUUAAUAAUGAUGUACCGUAUUUUCCGCACUAUAAGGCGCACCGGAUUAUAAGGCGCACCUUCAAUGAAUGGCCUAUUUUAAAACUUUGUUCAUAUAUAAGGUGCACCGCAUUAUAAGGCGCAUAGAAUAGACGCUACAGUAGAGGCUGGGGUUACGUCAUGCAUCCAUUAGAUGGAGCUGCGCUAAAGAGAAUGUCAAUAAAACAGGUCAGUCAAACUUUAUUAAUAGAUUACAAACCAGCAUUCUGACAACUCCGUUCACUCCCAAAAUGAAUAAACAGCUGUUUUAUUAUUUUCCCCGAGGUAAAGUCAGUGACGUGGUAUUUCGUUUAUCUUUUCACAACAGCAAGGUAUAACAUGUAGUGCAACAUUUAUAUCACAUAAUAGAGGGGAACUUUUCCUCGAUUCAAUAAACAUGUAAAAAACCGUCUGAUACUGUUACGGUAAAUCAAACGUUGGUGCAAUCACAAUAUAAUAACUCUCGAAAUAGUACAAAGCAAUAACAAUAUCAAUAACUCAACGUUGCUCAAACGUUAAUGUCACACAACACAACACAAAAUAAACAUGUAAAGCUCACUUUAUUAAGUUAUUCCUCAUCCACAAAUCCCUCAAAUUCUUCUUCUUCAAUGUCCGAAUUAAACAGUUGGGCGAAUACAGCAUCCAACAUGCCCGGCUCCGUCUCGUCGAAGUCGUCAUUAAUGGAGUCAGUGUCGUUGCUGCUGUCUAGCAGUUCAGUGACAAUUCCUGCCUUCCUGAAAGCGUGUCUCUUAAUAGGAGCCAUUUUAGGGUCUUUACAUAAACACAAAUGGAAAUGAAAACGGCACGCCUCGCGCAGUCAUAUAUCCCAGCAUGCACAGCGCGCUUCUUCUACGGGGGAAAAUUAAGUCGGCAGCUGCUUACCGUAGUUGCGAGACCUGUUGUGGCUCAAUAUUGGUCCAUAUAUAAGGCGCACCGGAUUAUAAGGCGCACUGUCAGCUUUUGAGAAAAUUGGAGGUUUUUAUGUGCGCCUUGUAGUGCGGAAAAUACGGUCCAACUUAGUCCCUCUAGACCAGGGUUUUUCAACCUUUUUUUCAGCCAAGGGACAUUUCUUGCGUUGAAAAAAUCCGGAGGCACACCACCAGCAGAAAUCAUUAAAAAACAAAACUCAGUUGACAGUAAAAAGUCGUCGUCGCAAUUGUUGGAUAUGACUUUAAACCAUAACCAACCAUGCAUCAAUAUAGCUCUUGUCUCAAAGUAGGUGUACUGUCACCACCUGUCACAUCACGCCGUGACUUAUUUUGAGUUUUUUGCUGUUUUCCUGUGUGUAGUGUUUUAGUUCUUGUCUUGCGCUCCUAUUUUGGUGGCUUUUUCUCUUUUUUUGGUAUUUUCCUGUAGCAGUUUCAUGUCUUCCUUGGAGGGAUAUUUCUCGCAUCUACUUUGUUUUAGCAUUUAAGAACAUUUCAGUUUUUAUCCUUCUUUGUGGGGACAUUGUUGAUUGUCAUGUCAUGUUCGGAUGUACUUUGUGGAGGCCGUCUUUGCUCCACCGUAAGUCUUUGCUGUCGUCCAGCAUUCUGUAUUUGUUUACUUUGUAGCCAGUUCAGUUUUAGUUUCGUUCUGCAUAGCCUUCCCUAAGCUUCAAUACCUUUCUACUUUUUUGCACACUCUUGGCAUUCUCUCGAUGGGCUUCAAGAGGUAGUCACCUGAAAUGGUUUUCACUUGAAGUGCUUGAAGUUCAUCGAGAGAAUGCCAAGAGUGUGCAAAGCAGUAAUUUAGAGCAAAGGGUGGCUAUUUUGAAAAAACUAGAAUAUAAAACAAGUUUUCAGUUAUUUCACCUUUUGUUGUUAAGUACAUAACUCCACAUGUGUUCAUUCAUAGUUUUGAUGCCUUCAGUGACAAUCUACAAUGUAAAUAGUCAUGAAAAUAAAGAAAACGCAUUGAAUGAGGAUAAGGUGUGUCCAAGCUUUUGGCCUGUACUGUACAUGCUCAAAAGUUAUACCUGACCACGUAGUGCUUCAAGUCCAAGAUUGGCACAC
Entelurus aequoreus (snake pipefish) is the source of this 5351-nucleotide messenger RNA. RefSeq names its product selenoprotein N (gene selenon). The transcript has 13 exons. Gene Ontology annotation, biological process: calcium ion homeostasis; skeletal muscle fiber development. Gene Ontology annotation, cellular component: endoplasmic reticulum membrane. Lineage: Eukaryota; Metazoa; Chordata; Actinopteri; Syngnathiformes; Syngnathidae. The record is from RefSeq and is a predicted model, not a curated record.